AUGAUUGAACAACUACAUAAUAAUGCUUUAAAAUGUAUUGUGCAUUGUCUUGAUGGUGAAAAGUUGGGCUCAUUGGAUAUAAUGUCAUUGAGUCUAACAUGUAAACGAUUGUUCAUACUACUCAAUAGCAGCAACAUAUCAUCAAUCAAUCCUUUGUUGAAAGGUACACAUCGCAUUCAUUACAAUAACAACAAUAAUAACAACAAGAAGAGCAAGAGUAACAAGUUAUCAAACAUAGUGAUAUCAUCUUUAAAGACAAUAAGGUUUGAUGAUUCAUUCAAUCAAUCAAUACCAAUUGGUCACCUACCUCCUACAUUGACCAAGCUUAAACUUGGUGAUCAUUUCAACCAGAGGAUCAUACCGGGAUCGUUGCCCGAGUCGCUGGUCGAUCUUACAUUUGGUAAUCACUUUAACAAGUCACUUCAAUGGAGGUCGAGCCGACUCAGUUCAUUGUUGGGUGUGAUCACAAAGUCCUCCCGAAGUAGUGCAGUACCAACACCAUCCCUACCACAAUCAAUCACCAGGUUGACGUUUGGAUCAAGAUACAACAAGCCAGUAGAGCAUUAUCAGAGCGAUGUAGCAGGCACACUGCUACCUCAGUCGCUCACAAAGUUGAUCUUUGGCGAUGACUUUAUACAACCAUUGCCGGCCAAUUCACUGCCCUUGUCACUUGAGGUGCUCAAGUUCGGUUGUUGGUAUGAUCAAUCAUGCAUGGCUGCUGUGACACAACUUCAAUCACUUCGAAUUCUUGCGUUUGCAUCACCGAUACACUUUAGAGAUAAUCCGCCACGUCCUCAUCAAAGAGGAGACCCAACACAUACAUUCCCAGCAUCACUCACCAGUUUGUUGACGACACCUCAUGGCAUUAAUGACUUGUUAUUGCCCCAGACAUUGAGAGUGUUGCUGCUGGCCGGCCUCAAGACAGACAUUGUGCCAGGCAUGUUACCGCCUUUGCUCGAAACGCUCAUUCUCAUCGAUUUCAACAGUUUGAUCGAGCCACACUCGUUGCCAAACAGCCUCACAAUCCUGGAGCUAGGAUCAAGCUUCGAUAGAGAGGUGAUUGAACCUGGAGUGUUGCCCAACUCACUAGUGAUACUGGUCUCUGGAACAAGCUUUAAUCAAGUCAUUGGACCUGAUGUUCUACCGAAAGGUCUCAAAUCAUUGACACUUGGACAAUUCUUUGAUAAAGCAUUCAGACCUGGUACCCUCCCCGAAUCACUCACAUCUUUCUCCAGCUAUACUUUUAAUCUCAAGGCUGAGUCUCUCCCAAGUAGCAUUGUCAACCUGGCCGUUGGAAUCUCACUGAUUCAUCAAUCACCUGAACAUCUUCCCAAUCUCAAGUAUCUACAUUUGAAAUCCCUUGACAAUCUGAACAGCGAUCACAUGGAGAUGGUAUCAAUGUGGACAUUA
This is a messenger RNA of Acytostelium subglobosum LB1, 1410 nucleotides long. RefSeq lists its product as hypothetical. The transcript is spliced from 2 exons. The record is from RefSeq and is a predicted model, not a curated record. The annotation marks the transcript as partial. Lineage: Eukaryota; Evosea; Eumycetozoa; Acytosteliales; Acytosteliaceae.